This is a messenger RNA of Cherax quadricarinatus, 763 nucleotides long. Lineage: Eukaryota; Metazoa; Arthropoda; Malacostraca; Decapoda; Parastacidae. The record is from RefSeq and is a predicted model, not a curated record.
CAGCGUUGCAGCGGAAACGAGGAACAACCUGGUAGCUGCCAGCCAGAACAUCCAGGGGGCUCAGAGGUACCUGGACAACGUUAACUUCCCUUACUGCGCCCCCAGCGAGGUAGACACGCUCAACAAGGCGGCGGAGUACGUGUUUACGGACAUGCAGAGCCCUGAUCGCCAUGACCACGCACAGUCAUGCUACUCCACAACGUACAAGAGAGCUAAUGCUCUCCUCCAGUGGUUUGACACAGUGAUCAAUACGACGAUCAUGAAGGAUUUGCACGACAUUAAUCAGAAGGUGAUGGCGAAGACACUGGAGCUGCGUCGGGAGAGAGUACGUCUGAUCCAGGAGAAGGCACAACAGAUGUGGGGCACCAACAUCGAUCUGGACACCACACUAGGAACAACCAGCGUGGACCUGGAUCAGCUUUCCCGGGGUCUGGUUACUGACGGUCAGGCCGUCAAGGUGGACGGAGACGUGGAGAGCCAGAGGGCUGGCACUCCUCCACCGCUGAGCGAAGACGAGCUGGCACCCAUGCCAUCCAACACCGUCAUAUUCGGCAACAUGUACGACCAUUACCAACGUAAGUGUCACCCAUGUUUUAUACACGUACCUUUACGAUUUUUAUUUUUUUUACUCCUCUCGUUUUCUAUAGUUCACUUUUCGUUUUUUGAAGUUCGAUCUCCGUUUUCUGUAGCACACUCUACGUUUUCUGUACUUUACUCUCCUUUCCGUUCGAUUUCCUUUAUCGUGCUUUUCAUUUCCAGUUGA